Molecule: messenger RNA, 885 nt
Organism: Thermothielavioides terrestris NRRL 8126
Lineage: Eukaryota; Fungi; Ascomycota; Sordariomycetes; Sordariales; Chaetomiaceae
Exons: 1
Coding region: 1-885 (294 amino acids)
Source: RefSeq, a predicted model, not a curated record
AUGUGCAUCUACCGCAUCCCGCAACACCCCUGGUGUUCCUGCCGGGACCCCAGCGAGACCGACGCCAACGGCAACAUCACCUGCCCGCACCACGUCUGGGUCCUCCCGGAGAGCCCGCACAUCGCCCGCCUCCCGCCGGCGGCGCAGGACCACCUGAACUUCUGCGUGGCCGCGAUCCCCCGCCCGGCCCCCGGCUGGGCUCACUGCGCGACCUACCGCGCGCGGCACACCAGCCGCACGUCCGGCGCCGUCAUCGCCGGCCACGAGCUCGCCUGUCCCGAGACGAUGGCGCGCGCGGAGGCGGCGGCGGCGGCGGCGCCGGGGGCGGGGGCGGGGUGGUGCGGCUACAAGGAGGUGUACCAGUGGGACGGGCUGUGCGGGCACUGCGACCGGCCGGGGCGGGGCGUGCCGCUGGCUGUGGUGCCGCUGCGGCACCGGUUCGAGGUCGACGCGGAGUCGCACAUCUACCACCGCGUGGCCGCCAGGAGGGCCGCGGCGGCUGCGGCGGAGGGGCCCUUCGACGGCGCGGGCGAGCGCGAGCAGGAGGAAAUGGAGGAGGAGGAGGAGGAGCCGUGGCAGGACCUGGUGGCCUGCGGGCUGGAGAUGCCGGACGGCAGCGCGAUCCCCGAGGUGCUGGAGAAGCGCAUCAUCCUGGACCGCAAGGCGGUCGGGCGCGGGGAGGGCUUAUAUGUCGACGUCGUCGAGGGCAUGCAGAUGGGCAAGUGGGAGGUCGAUCUGGACCGCUCGGCCAUCUAUCUGCUGCCUGGGCUGGGGUACGAUCCCGAGAAGGUGCCGGGUGAGCCGAGGAAGGAGGACAACGGCGAGGCGUCAACGCUGAGCUGUGUUGUCGAGGCCGUGAAGGGUAUGGUGGGAAAGAUGUUCUAA